GUCGUCUCCGCCUUUUCCGCUUCCUGUGACGUCAGCAGUGUGCGUCUAUUGUACGUCCUCGCGGGUUUCCUGGAGCUGUAGUGUGAGCAGACGGGGAGAGAAGAUGAGUAAGGCGCACCCGCCCGAGCUGAAGAAGUUCAUGGACAAGAAGCUGUCGUUGAAACUCAAUGGCGGCAGACACGUACAAGGAAUUCUGAGAGGGUUUGACCCAUUCAUGAACCUGGUAUUAGACGAGUGCACAGAGGUGUCUGGAACUGGGAAUCAAAACACAAUUGGCAUGGUGGUUAUAAGAGGGAACAGCAUCAUUAUGUUGGAAGCUUUGGAGCGAGUAUAGCACCACGAAUAGAGACGGAUGACGUCCUGGAAGACCCCGUGCUGGAGUAACAUUGACCAAUUAAUGACCCCAGUUCUGAAUGAAUGAUGUGUGCGCAAGACUCUUUACCUCUUUGUGUGACUUAUGGUUUUUGUUUUGUAUUAAAAUGUUUCAAUUAGA
This is a messenger RNA of Hyla sarda, 493 nucleotides long. It is a transcript of the gene SNRPG, whose product is annotated as small nuclear ribonucleoprotein polypeptide G. The transcript has 4 exons. The record is from RefSeq and is a predicted model, not a curated record. Gene Ontology annotation, biological process: mRNA splicing, via spliceosome; spliceosomal snRNP assembly. Gene Ontology annotation, molecular function: RNA binding. NCBI's taxonomy places the organism in Eukaryota, Metazoa, Chordata, Amphibia, Anura, Hylidae. The coding region runs from base 104 to 334 and encodes 76 amino acids. Gene Ontology annotation, cellular component: SMN-Sm protein complex; U4 snRNP; P granule.